UUCUGUACCAAUGCAGUAUAUAAACUGACAGCGAUCGAGUUCGGUACGAGAAGCCUGACAAUAUCCGCCAUGUUCUCUUACUGGGUGCAUCUAUUUUUAUUCGGGCUCGUGGCGUUUGCCGAUGCCAACGACCGGCAGCGCAUAGUAGGCGGAAAGAAUGCUUCGGUUGGCCAGUUCCCUUACAUGGCGUCCCUGAGGGUGAAAAACAAGCAUGUCUGCGGUGGCGCGAUUGUUAGCCCCAAUUACAUCCUCACUGCAGCGCACUGCGUGGAAGCUGCCAACAAUAGGGGGAAGCUUAGCGAGGUGACGAUCGUCACCGGAACUAUCUAUCUCAACAGCGGCGGUGACGUCCACGCUGUCACGGCUAUGUCCUAUGACCCUGGCUACAAGAACGACCUUGACAAGGAUGUCGGUAUAAUCAAGCUCGCCCGUCCGAUCACGUUCAACGAGAACCAAAAACCCAUUGAUAUCGCCACUGAGAGACCACCGGAAGGGAAAUACGUCACUGUAAGCGGAUGGGGCCUUACGGCGUACCCCUCCCCUGCUCCCCCAGACAAUAUGCAGUACCAGUUCAUUAAGGUGAUCAAGUUCAGCAAAUGCCGUUUCUACUUCCCAACUAUCACUACUGCGGUCUGCACGUUCCUCAAAGUGGACGUUGGCGUAUGCUUCGGAGACAGUGGCAGUCCAUUGGUCUACAACAAUCAGGUGGUCGCCGUGGCGUCUCGCGUGGUACCCUGCGCGAAAGGAUAUCCGGAUCUUUUCAGCAGCACCGCCGACAGCAUGGGCUACAUUCGCAAAGCGAUGUCCGAAUGAUCUCCUCGAACCAAUCACGAAAUCGACGACACUGCGAACACGACGAACCUUUGUAUUGUACUGGAAAUAUGUGAAAUAUAACGUUGACCUUAA
Molecule: messenger RNA, 906 nt
Organism: Nomia melanderi (Alkali bee)
Lineage: Eukaryota; Metazoa; Arthropoda; Insecta; Hymenoptera; Halictidae
Product: chymotrypsin-1-like
Biological process (GO): proteolysis
Molecular function (GO): serine-type endopeptidase activity
Source: RefSeq, a predicted model, not a curated record